ACCUAUUUGACGGACAAGCUUUUUAGCCAAUAAGAAUGCGUCCUGUCCCUUCGUUGCAAGUUGUGGGAAGAACUAACCAACAUUUGUUAUGGAAGAUGUCAUUCGUUAGAGGAGCGAUGAUAACUGCGUCAAAGUCGAAAGUAUUGACCCUUGCCAGGGCAUCUACUCUUCUGAACAACCUCAAUGUGAGCCAACAGUUACACCGGGUUCCUCCAAACCCCUUGCCCCCUUUUACAGCGGGGCUUCAGCGUUUCAGCAGCGCCUCAGCCCAGGAGAAGUCAGUGGUGUCGGGUCCAUCUGAAGAUAAAGUGUACCUCACUGACUCAUGUGUGAAGAGACUAGGGGAGAUCAUGGAGAAAGGCGAGUACCUGAGGAUACACGUGGAAGGAGGCGGCUGCUCCGGGUUCCAGUACAAGUUUUCUGUUGUUAGUGAAAAGACUGAAGAUGACAGAGUUUUUGAGCAGGGAGGAGUGGGCGUCCUCGUGGAUCAGGACAGUCUGGAGUUUGUGAAAGGAGCCACGCUGGACUUCACCCAGGAGCUGAUCCGCUCCACCUUUCAAGUGCUCAAGAAUCCCCAAGCUGAUCAUGGCUGCUCCUGUGGCAGCUCGUUCUCUGUCAAAUUAUGAGGCUGUUUCAGUGCAUCAGUGUUAUUUAAUACCCUGAUCUACCAGUUUAUCAGAAUAUUAGAGAGACUUCAUAAUAUAAAUGCAUUCUAAUAACAAUUACCAAAUAGAGAUAUUUCAACGCCUCUCUGACAGUGUUUGCUAAAAUUAUAUAAUAUUGUAUUAUAAGCUUCACAAAGAUAAUUUAUUGCAGCGUGAUAUGAUAUUGGCUUUAACAGGGCAGGUGUACCGAAUAAACUGGUAACUCAGGAUAUUAAGACUCUUUUUUUUGAAUUCCGAAUUUGAUAACUAAUAACUACAUUUAGUGACAGUGAAGCUGGCAUACAGUCAUUUUUCUGAAAAUCAAGUGUUUGUUUUUGGCAUGAAACUACUUGAACUGAAUGAGAGAGCAGAGGUGUCAUUUAAUCAUACCACAAUUUGCAAUAUUCACCUGUGAUUUGUGAUGUAUUCAGUGAAAACAAAGGCUCAGUUGAAGUGUUUGAGUAUUCAGUGCUUAGAUUUUAUUUUGUGUGUAAAAUAUGUAAAUAGGCCAUAUCUAUAAAGAGCAAAGCUUUAUUAUAUUUUGUGUCAUAUGAAAUAAAAUUUAAAGUUGA
Messenger RNA from Acanthopagrus latus (yellowfin seabream), 1216 nucleotides. It is a transcript of the gene isca2, whose product is annotated as iron-sulfur cluster assembly 2. Bases 36 to 626 code for a protein of 196 amino acids. Gene Ontology annotation, biological process: iron-sulfur cluster assembly. Gene Ontology annotation, cellular component: mitochondrion. Gene Ontology annotation, molecular function: 2 iron, 2 sulfur cluster binding; 4 iron, 4 sulfur cluster binding; iron ion binding. The transcript is spliced from 4 exons. The record is from RefSeq and is a predicted model, not a curated record. Lineage: Eukaryota; Metazoa; Chordata; Actinopteri; Spariformes; Sparidae.